Archocentrus centrarchus (flier cichlid) is the source of this 5329-nucleotide messenger RNA. RefSeq names its product zinc finger protein 106b (gene znf106b). The transcript has 21 exons. Gene Ontology annotation, biological process: insulin receptor signaling pathway. Lineage: Eukaryota; Metazoa; Chordata; Actinopteri; Cichliformes; Cichlidae. Gene Ontology annotation, cellular component: cytosol; membrane. The record is from RefSeq and is a predicted model, not a curated record. Gene Ontology annotation, molecular function: RNA binding; SH3 domain binding. The coding region runs from base 297 to 4448 and encodes 1383 amino acids.
GGACGUCGACUUGACGGGAUUUACGCAGGCAAACAUGGCGGUGUAAGACAAGUGGAGGCUUGUUGCCAUGUGAAAUUUGUGCGGUAAAUAUUAUCUGUAGCUGCUGUUUUUCUGCGUAGAAUCCAAAUAGACAUCACGUUGACAUCACGCUUCACCCGGCGGCUUUGGGGAAUCGUAAUGCUGGCAGCGUUUAUUGGCAACGGUUAAAUCAGCUUCAAACGAGUGCGUAGUUCUGACUAGGGAGACCACGUUGAGCUGAUUUUUGUGAAUUAUGAGCUGGGUUCACCUGUUCAGAAAUGGCAAACGUUCAAACUCCACAGGAGAAGGUGGCAAAAACUCCUGUGAAGGCGGAACCUCCCCAGCUCUCCCAGAAGACUAAAAGCAUCUACUGCAUUUUGUGCCGUAGGUUUUAUUUGAAGCAUGAAGAACAUGUGCAUAUGCACAGCAUGCUGCAUCACAGAGAGCUGGAGUCAGUGUUGGGCAAGGAUUCCUUUCAUGACUGCCAGGCAUGCAAGGCUUCCUCCAUGGGUUUAAAUGAGUACGCUCAGCACAUCUCGACUGUUCAACACAAAGCCAAGUUAAAGAGCUUGAUGUCCAGAAAUGUGAAGCCCCUCUCCAUCUUUAAGACUCUCAGCACAGAAACUAUAACAUGGAUCUUGGAGAGAAACAAGACACUUAAGAAAAAGGAGAAGAAAGCAAUAAAAAAGAAAAAAAAGAAACUGAAGCAGGUAGCUGGUAUGAAGCGUGCUCAUACGUUGCAGGGAACCGCCGUAACAAAGGCUGGGGCAUCCAAAGUGGGAAAGCAGGGACAGUACAGACAGGUGCAGCUGAAUCAAAGCCAGGGUGCUCAGCACCAAGGAAGCAAUAAUGCUGUCUUCCAAAACAAGGAGAACAAAGUGUUCAGUGAGCAAAGACCUCCUCACAGCACAGAAUCAACUCUGCAUUAUCAAAGCAGGAGACUGGCUCCUAGGUCUGGAGAGCCUGCAGGUGAAAGGUGGUAUCACGAGAACAGUUCUCUCAACAAUCAGUGCAGCACAGUCAAAGUUGAGAACUCCCAAGUGGGCAGAUUUCACAAGACUCAAGUGGGUGCCACUGACUCCUGGCACCAGAUAACAAAGCCUGCUGUCAGCCAGUACAGCUAUCACAGCAGGGAGUAUGAUAGUGCAACAUACAGAGACUUCACCAGUGAUCACCUCCCUGAGAAUGGAGCCAUCAUCUUUAGUCCAAACCAAGGUGAGACUACAGGACAGGAAAGUUUACGCUGCUCAGCUCCACCUGCACCGGCAAACAAGUCUAUCAGCGCAGCUCCUAUACGAGACGUUGACGUCACUGCUGUGCUCAGGCAAAUCAGAAGAGAGCUGGGUGUGAGGGAGCCAUGCAGAGCAGACCGUGAAGCCCGAAGGCAGAAGAGUGAGGCCAGCUUCCAGGUGGCCGAUCGCACCACCUCACAGCAGAAUGGAACUGAGGUAGCACAGCCAGCAGGAAUCUCUGCUCCAACUGAAACACCUCAGUACUCUGAGAAGAGUUCAGGAGGUGCAGAUAGACUGCCAAAUAAUGGGAAUAACGCAUUUCAAGUGGCCACCGACAGCCUGACUUCUCCUAAAAGAAGUACUGAAAUGAAAACAUCCUCUGAGCCCUACUUAAACAAACCUUGUAAGGUCCGAGUUGCUCACAAAUCAGGUCAAACACAGGGGGAGAAGGAGACUGGAUAUAAAUCAACUACAAAGACAUUGCUUAGCUUAUCAGGGGCCAGGAGUAACCAGAACUUGAUUGCGAUGUAUGAGGAGGUGAAAAGGAAGAAAGCACAAGGCAUGCCAAGGUUUGGAAUCGAGUUGUCGAAUCGCUCAACUCGCCAAGAAAGCUCAGUCCAAGCACAGGACUUUGACCUGCCUCUGUCCGAAGGCUUCCACUGGGAGUCGUUUCCAGACUCUCUUUCAGGCCCAAACUCGAUUUUACCACCUCCACUCCAAGACACUGCUGAUCACACAGAGACUCAGUCAGAUUCUCAGAGUCAGGAAGCUUUGGGGCAGCCUGCUGCAGCUCAGGCACACAGCAGCAGCAGCCAGGCAGCAGCAACAAUCCAGAUGAAAGUGGAACCAAACUUUGAGGAAUUGAAUGCAGAUUUAAGAGGCGGUACUAGUGCCGGCAAGAGGAAACACAGCUUGGUGACGGGUGACGGUCUUUAUGACAGGGAGCCAAGUGGAAGAAAGAAGAAAACAAAGUCAAAUAAAGAUCAGGACCAAAUGGACCAGCUGUUGGCAGUGUCUUUGCGCGAGGAGGAGUUGAGCCAGUCGUUGCAGGAUUUGGACAGGUCUCUGGUCCAGGCCCGCAAUGCCCUGCAAGCUGCCUACGCAGAAGUCCAAAGAAUUUUGCUACUGAGACAGCAGUUCACUUCUGAGGUCAACAGCCUGAGAGCAAAGCGCAUUGAGAUCCUGCAGGGAAUGCAAGAGGGAUACUCAGGAGCAUCUAAUGUAGGAGUGAAAGCCACGACCUCACCAUCAGGGGGAGCUGCCGGUGUUCGGCCACCUUCCCUUCCUUCUUCAAGUCUGUUACCUGCCUCCUCAACUCGCCAAUCACCUGCCUCAGCCCCAACAUUAUCCAUCACCCCACCUCUUCCAGCUCCUCUUGCUCUGCCAGCUCUAGCAAUAAAGCAAGAAAUGUGCCAUUUGCCCACAGUUGGACAAGCCAGUCACUUUGCCACUGCAGUGCCUGUUAACACCAAUGCUGCUCAGGUCCCUUUGAACCAACCUGUAUCCUUAUUUCCCUCAAAUCUGCUCCCCCCUCUGCUGCUCCCACAAUCACACUUGGCUGCUCCCUUAACUGCAGCUGCUGGUGCUAAUCAGUCCAACGCAGAGUCCUCCACAUUUGCAAAUACCCGUACAUCUCUUGAGUCAUUUGUCAGGCAGCAGGAGCAAGAAACAAGAGAAGGGUUACAGGACUGUGCAAAGACAGUGAUGGUGGCCAAACAACCAGCGCAGGCUGAACGUAAUCCUGAGAAAGAGACUGAAGGGAAUCUUAAAGAAAAAGUCCCAACACCAGACACAUGUGUCCCUGAAAGGGAAAAAAAGCAACCUGUGGCAGAGGAUGCAGGGAACGAGAGCGACGAUUCUGUCGAAAUGAUUUGUCGCUCCAACAUGGAGGUUAUAGAUAUUGGUGAAUCAGACUGUGAGGAUUCACACGAAAAAGACGUAAAGGUUCCAGCGCAGCCCCAAGAGGCUCCUCGCUCUGAGAGUGUGGAAUUCAGCUCGGCAAGCACGCAAACAUCGGUUCAACAAAGUGAGGUCGACAGUAAAAUUCAGCCUUCGGCUUUGCAAGUGAAAGAUGGCAACACUCCUGCAGCGUCUGCUGACGAUGAAGAGCCGUUUUUGGGAGAGUUUCUAAAUCACGACGGCCCCGUCCACGGCCUGCAAGUCCACGAUGACGUCCUGUACACGUGCUCGGGGGACAACACGGCGCGGGCCUACAGUCUAGUGACGAGGGAGUGUCUAACGAUAUUUGAGGGUCACACAAAUAAAAUCAACUGUCUGCUGGUGUCAUCCAGCCCGAAUAUGCCGGCACGCCUCUACACUGGAUCCAGUGAUCAGACUAUUCGCUGUUACAGCAUAAAGUCUAAGAAGUGUCUGGAGCAGCUCUCCCUUCCAGACAGAGUGCUGUGUUUGCACAUAGCCUGGAAUAUUCUGUACGCUGGGACCGCCAGUGGAUCAGUCGCUAGCUAUGAUGUAAAGACUCUGAAGCAACUGGAUGUGUUUGAGUGCCACGGCCCACGAGGUGUGAGCUCCCUGGGGACAGCUCAGGAGGGCGCCCGCCGGCUGCUGCUGGUCGGAUCAUAUGACAGCACCAUCAGCGUACGCGAUGCCAAGAGCGGCCUACUGCUGCGCUCACUUGAGGGCCACACCAAGACUGUACUUUGUAUGAAGGUGGUGAAUGACCUGGUUUUCAGCGGUUCCAGUGACACAUCUGUACAUGCCCACAACAUCCAUACAGGUGAGUUGGUUCGCAUCUACAAGGGUCACGGUCACGCUGUCACAUCAAUUGUCAUCUUGGGGAAGGUGAUGGUAACAGCCUGUCUGGAUAAACUGGUUCGAGUUUAUGAGCUACAGUCCCACGACCGGCUGCAGGUGUACGGGGGUCACAGCGAUAUGGUGAUGUGCAUGGCUGUACAUAAAAGUGUGAUCUACACAGGCUGUUAUGAUGGCAGUGUUCAAGCUGUAAAGCUCAACUUGAUGAAAAACUACCGCUGCUGGUGGCAGAAUUGCUCUCUGAUCUUCGGCAUGCAGGACCAUCUGCUACAGCACCUUACUAAAGAUCACAGCAGCCCAGACCUGCAGACGGUAAAAUGUCGCUGGAGAGGCUGCAACAGUUUUUUUGCCACACAGCAUUCAGUCAGACAGGAGUUUCCUGAACACAUGCAGAGCCACGUGGAGAACGAUAGCAAAGUGCAGCCCUGACGGGACUGGUGGUAAAGUGAUGCAGCAAGCCAGGGUGGGGUGUCACGCAGGCUCACCUUUUUUUAUUACCAACUGUUUUCAUUAAAAGAGGCAACUUAGUGUUGAUCCCAUGUAAAGGUUUCUUUAUUAUUUUGAGCUUUAAUCCUUUAUCAUUUAUCUGCAGCUGUAACAGUAUAUUGUAGAAUGGAAAAAUGAAAGUAAAUUGAAGAGCCAAGAUUAAAGUCAUAAUUUAUAAAAACAGUUGGAUUUUCUCUGUUCUCAAAGUGGUAAAUUUUAGCAAAAACAAUUCCCAAAAUUACAACAAUAAAUGUUUGAAUAUUCUGAUUUUAAAGUCAGUGAUUUGCAAGUAAAGCUCUGAAAUUCUCUGAGAUUAAAGUUAGAAAAUUGGAUGUGCCGCAGUGGGGAUGAGAGCUUUGGUUUUCCAAAUCCAGCUAUCACAUCAUCUAAACUAGUAUGUUGCUUUCUUCUGGAUAGGUCCAGAAGCAGAGAUCCUGGAUUUCUUUCAUGUGUUGUUCUUGAUGUGAUCAUUACCAACCAUGCAUCUGAACCACCUUGAGUUUAUUCAAGUAGAAGCUUCAGUUCUCCUCCUUCUUCUUUUUAUUCAGCUUUGGCUGUUCCCCAUCAUACACUGACAUGGAUUAGUUUCUUUUGUUAACAUGAAAACCAAAUGUUAAUUUAUAACUUUUACUCAAAAUCAAGUAAAUGUUCCCCUGUGCGACUUUGUUGUACUUCACAUAUUUGAAACCAGACUUUCUGAAGAUUCUCCGGAGAUCUUGUAUAAUAAAAGUCAUACCUUAAUUUUAGUACUUAACACUGUACAGUAUGUAUUUUAUUUAGUUUAAUACCUAAUGUAGGGGUACAGCAAUAAAAUGACAACAAAU